AUCACUGAUUUUUUUUCUCAGCUUUAUGUGUAAACUCGAAAUAUAAUUCAAUGGAAGAGGCAAGUACAUCCUCUACUAAUGUGGAGGAAGACGUUUCAAAGAUUGAGGAUGCUCAAAGCAAAAAGCAACAAAGAUUGGAACGCCUUCGAGAUUUGAAAAUGCGUCGCAAUGAAGCCAGAAAAUUAAAUCGAGCUGAGGUAGUCGAGGAAGAUCGCAGAAGUAAACUUCCAGUAAACUGGGAAAACCGAAAGAAAAAAGCUGAAUGGGAAUUAGCAGAAAUUGAAAAAAAGAAACAAUGUGAAGAAGAUGGUGAAGAAUACGAUCGAGUAAAACUACUUAAUGUCAGUGCGAUUGAUGCAGAAAGAAUUGAUAAGUUUAAAAGAAGAAAAAAGAAUCCGGAUCAGGGAUUUUCGACUUAUGAGGAGGCUUCAGCAAGGCAAAAUCGGCGUUUAGUGGGACAAAUCAAGCCAAAUAUGGAAGCAUACGAAAAGCAGCGACAGCAAGUUGGAGAUGACAUUUUCUAUGCGAAUGUUAAUACAAUAUUGCCAGGAAAGGUUAAGGACACCCCUGAAGCUCUGACACGUUUAGUUGAAGAUCUUGAAAAACAGAAAGAGAAAUCGAAACGCUUUCACCGGAGACGAUUUUUCAACGAUGAUAAAGAUGUGGAUUACAUUAAUGAAAGAAACUCUAAAUUUAAUGCUAAAGCUGAACGAUUUUACGGCAAAUAUACUGCUGAAAUUAAGCAGAAUUUAGAAAGAGGAACAGCUGUAUAAAUAUUAUAUAUCAAGACAUAGUCACUUUGGCUCAAUAGCAAGGUGUACAUGACUAAGAUUGUACAAAUUGGUGUACUGGUGAGCGGUGACUUUGGUCACGGCAUCAAGCUCUAUAUUCUCGGAGGUUUUUAACUGGAGAAGCAUUUUAUCACCUUGGUUUAAACCAUAUUUUUACUUUUUAUUUGAUUGUUUAUACUCGCCUUAUGCAUAAUGAAGGUUCAUUAGAUGCCUAGAUGUCGUGUGAGAAAUUGUUCGGUCCUGUUAUAAAUUCAUUAAAAAUGCUGUGAUUCAUUUGAAUUAAUUCACUUGGCUGUCAUGACAAUAUCAACCUAGUGAAAGUCGUGUUAGGGAUCGCUAACUGAAUUCAACAUUAUCGAGUGGCUCUAUACCAGCAAGGGGCAUGCAACCUACGACCAAAUGCGAUCCAGAAGGAAAAAUUUGACGCACCCCAUAAAACGAGUUUUUAAUUGUGUUACGUGCGAGUAAUUCCAACCAAUCUUUUUGCCUUUUUAUCACCUUUGUCCAUAUAACAAUUCCCUAACAGCAAGCUAGCUUGCACGAAGCGAACAACGCAUGUCAUAAGAUCAAUAAAUAGAAUUUUUGUGCCUUAUGUUGUGCAACCUUCGUUUAUGAUAGCCUUUCUAGUAGUUGUAGCUGCUCUUCAAAUAGACUUUAAACGAAUUCAGUGAGAAACACGUUUUUAUACUAUUGU
Messenger RNA from Styela clava, 1485 nucleotides. Its product is annotated as pre-mRNA-splicing factor syf2-like. The record is from RefSeq and is a predicted model, not a curated record. Lineage: Eukaryota; Metazoa; Chordata; Ascidiacea; Stolidobranchia; Styelidae. Gene Ontology annotation, cellular component: catalytic step 2 spliceosome; Prp19 complex; post-mRNA release spliceosomal complex.